Messenger RNA from Quercus robur (English oak), 1323 nucleotides. RefSeq lists its product as uncharacterized. Bases 1 to 1323 code for a protein of 440 amino acids. The transcript has 2 exons. Lineage: Eukaryota; Viridiplantae; Streptophyta; Magnoliopsida; Fagales; Fagaceae. The record is from RefSeq and is a predicted model, not a curated record.
AUGGAGACUAAAUUGGGUGGUAACAAAGCCAAAGAAGUUACUGAUAGGCUGCCAUUUGAUGGAGCCAUCCAUACGGAGACGAUUUGUCUCACUGGUGGGUUGUGGUUGCUGUGGAAUGAGGACCAAGUGGAGAUUCAGGAGCUAGCUAAAACAGAGCAGGAAAUUCAUGUAGAAGUAAAGGUACGUGCCUCAAAUCUCUCAUGGAUUUUCUCUGCCAUAUAUGCUAGUCCUAAGAAUGAGGAAAGAUGCAUUCUUUGGAGCAAUUUAUCUAAGGUUGCAGAAUUGCAUAAUAAGCCAUGGAUUAUGGCGAACGAUUUUAAUGAACCUAUUGUGAAUGAGGAUAAAUUUGGAGGCAGUGGUGUUAGUGUGAAUAGGUCUCUAGCAUUCAAAGAUUGCUUAGAUUUAUGCAGUAUGGUUGAUAUGGGCUUUUCUGGUCCAAGGUAUACCUGGACUAACAAACGGGAUAUUAACAAUCUCAUUUUGGAAAGGAUUGCCAGAUUUUUCAUGAACCCGAAUUGUGUUUGGAGUAGGGACAAGAACUUAGCUGAAUCUAUUGAGGUUUUCUCUAAGGAAGCAACCAUUUGGAACAGGGACCAUUUUGGGAACAUCCACCAGAAGAAGAGGAGAAUCAUGGCUAGAAUCUAUGGUGCCCAAAAAGCUCUUUCCAUCUGUCUAAGCUCCUCCCUCAUUAAUCUUAAGAACCAACUACAUCAGGAACUGGAGGCUGUUCUAGAUCAAGAGAGGGAUCUUUGGAUGUUGAAAUCUAGAAUUAAUUGGUUGGUCCAGGGAAACCGUAAUACAUCAUUUUAUCAUGUGUCUACCUUAGCAAGAAGGAAAAGGAACCAUAUUGACUCAGUCAAAGAUGAGAGGGGGUUGUGGUUAACUGAUGAGAGAGAAGUCAUGGAGCACUUUAGAAGUGGUUUUGUCUCCCUGUAUACCACUUAUUUUGAGGCGGCCUCUCGGGUUCCAAGUUAUGAAGUAUCUUGGCAGGUGCAAUUGCCCGAGCAAGCUAAGGAUUCUAUUGGUGCCAUGGUCACUUUAGAGGAAAUUAAAGAUACUUUAUGGUCCAUGAAACCAUAUAAGGCUCCGGGUUCGGAUGGUCUUCAUGCUGGAUUUUUUCAAUGUUUUUGGCUUGUAGUUGGGGAAUCUGUUAAGGAGGAAGUUAGGAGAGUUUUCAUCAAAAGGAAAGUCCCCGAUUAUCUUAACAAAACCCUCAUUAUGCUUAUUCCUAAAAUCCAAGGCCUAGAAACCAUUGGAAAUUAUAGACCAAUUAAUCUUUGUAAUACUAUUUACAAGAUCAUCUCAAAGAUCAUUGUUGCUUAG